AUGCCUAAUGCUUUGUGUGAUGUGACAUGUCAUUUUUAUGAGAAAAAUGUGUCUCCUUUAUCUAGACAGGUUUCUAGUGUAGCAGAGUCAUCUGUAAAAACUGCUUGGGCGUACGCUAAAUCUACAGAAGAUCUUAGAACUCAACCAGACACUGCUGGACGGAGUAGAGAGAUUAACUCAAAUACGAGGUUUAGAGAGGGAAGAACGGAGGAGAAUUCAGAGAAUCAAAACCUACUCCCGGAGAAGGAUGAAGGACGGAGAAGAAGUCAAGGGUUCCUACUGGAUCAAGGUCUGAGUACUCCAAGAGGAAAAUUCACAAGUGAAUGGGUUUUGUCAGACACACACAGAGAAACAUUUGUUCCGAACAUUUAUGAUGUCACCCCGGAUCAUUCCAUCUUGAAGAAUGGACUAGCAAAGUCGCUCUCCCAAAUGUGUAUUUUGGAAAGUCUAGAAAAUAACAAAAAUCUACCAAACACCACAAUGGCGCCGAAUCUCAAGCAGGCGAACACCGCGACAUUGCGGGGAAAUUGUAAAGCUCGACUGGUCAAAGUUGGGCCUCCCACACUUCCUAAACCAAAUAUUGCAAGCAGGCCAAAUUCAGAAUUCAUAUCAGGCGCUGUUUUAUCCAAUACCAGAGCAAAUCAAAUGUUCCGAGAUUCAGGAAAAGACCAAGAACAUAUUAUUCAAAGUCCAGACUGGGUCUUUUAUGCUAAAGGAAGAAAAACCAAAGAUUUUGGAGAUUUUCAAAUUUUCUCUGACAGCCCCCUCAGAAACUGAAACCUCAGCAAAAUAGAACAAAAGACAGAAAUCCAGGGCUCGGAACUUUUCUUUGGAGUAUCGUUAAUCUGUAACGCUUGAUCUUGAUAUCAAAUGUGGACACUUUUAAAUUUAAUGAUAAAGGGUUGAUCCCUCAACUUAGAUUAGCCAUGCAGGGUAUAGCCACCACGGUGUAUUGAAGAGAAAUGCAAUUCAUUCAAACACAAUGAAGAUUGAUCUUGAUAUUUGCAAAAGUUUUGACGUUUAUUUUGUUUCUCUAAAGACAUAAGUUUAGUUAGUAAUGUGAUGCAAUGUGUGAAAAUACUAUUUUCUAUAAAAUAUUUUUGUGUUAAACUGUAAAAGAUGUAUGUAUAUAUUUGAUACAUUUCUAAUAAUUUAUGCAAAUGGAAAAUCCUUUUCUGCAAAUGUUUAUGUUUUACAUCUUUGAAUAAUUAAAUAGAAAUUAGCCAUGAACUUUAAUAAUUUUGUACAGUA
This is a messenger RNA of Eurytemora carolleeae, 1251 nucleotides long. RefSeq lists its product as uncharacterized. The record is from RefSeq and is a predicted model, not a curated record. The transcript has 5 exons. The coding region runs from base 1 to 777 and encodes 258 amino acids. NCBI's taxonomy places the organism in Eukaryota, Metazoa, Arthropoda, Copepoda, Calanoida, Temoridae.